Messenger RNA from Vigna radiata var. radiata (mung bean), 1234 nucleotides. Its product is annotated as transcription termination factor MTEF1, chloroplastic. The record is from RefSeq and is a predicted model, not a curated record. Gene Ontology annotation, molecular function: double-stranded DNA binding. The coding region runs from base 184 to 1209 and encodes 341 amino acids. Gene Ontology annotation, biological process: regulation of DNA-templated transcription. The transcript has 2 exons. Lineage: Eukaryota; Viridiplantae; Streptophyta; Magnoliopsida; Fabales; Fabaceae.
AGACCCCACAAAGAGGGGACACGCAAGAUAUCUCUCUAUCUUCUCAUCCACCACUUCUCCAAUUGGAAGCACACGCCAACAAUCUAAUUUCUCCAUCAUUCAACAUUUUUCGAUGUUCAUAGCCACACCACUAACCUCGAUCUGCGUCGUUGUUUCUCCUGUCAUCCGUUCUUGAGACCCCAAAUGGCCUCUGCCAGUGCCACCACUCUCUUCUCAUCUAACCCCAUGUUUCCCUCUGACUACCAUUCUCUCUCCCCCUCUCCAACCAUUCCUAAAUCCUUCACUGGCCUUUGCAAGCCCUUCCAUUCGAGGGUUCCCACUUCCAUCCCCUGCUUCCGUUGCAGAAGACCAAAGUUCUUUGUCACAGCCACUGUAAUAAAGUGGAGAUGUCCAAAGCAAACCAUCCCUCCCAAUUCUGAUACUGGUUUCCAAAAGAAACUCCUCUAUCUAGAAUCCAUUGGCAUUGACUCUUUCUCACUUAUUGAAAACCAUCCAAUGCUGAUCACUACCUCUCUUACAGACAUAAAAUCGACUGUGGAAUAUAUCACCUCGAUGGAUUUCACUGCAACCGAGUUCCGGCGUAUGGUUGGCAUGUGCCCGGAGAUUCUGACCACCAAUGUCUCUGACAUCAUACCGGUGUUCACCUUCCUUCAUGACGAGGUACACGUGCAUUGUUCAGACAUUAAGCGGGUCAUAAAUCGGCGUCCGAGGUUGCUUGUGUGCAGUGUGAGUAAGCGACUUCGUCCUACCCUAUACUUCCUCCAAAGUAUUGGCAUAGAAGAGGUAAACAAGCAUACUGACUUGCUAUCAUGUAGUGUUGAAGAAAAGUUCAUGCCAAGAGUAGAUUACUUUGAGAAUAUUGGGUUUUCUCGGCGUGAUGCAACUUUAAUGUUUCGCAGAUUUCCUCAGCUGUUUUGUUAUAGUAUUAAAAAUAAUUUGGAGCCUAAAUACAGUUACUUUGUGGUAGAGAUGGGGAGAGAUUUGAAGGAGCUGAUAGAAUUUCCACAAUAUUUCUCAUUUAGCCUUGAGAAUAGAAUUAAGCCUAGGCAUAAAAAGUGUGUAGAAAUGGGGCUGUGUUUUCCUCUCCCUGUCUUGUUAAAAACAAAGGAAGUGAAAUUUCAAAGUAGAUUGGAAGUAUUUGUAAAUUCUUCAACACCCUUGAAAACAUCCCCUCUGUGGUGUGCUGGCUCUGAUUUUUAUCAAGUAUAGAAUAACAAUUGCAUUCUACAUUUAA